Durio zibethinus is the source of this 421-nucleotide messenger RNA. NCBI's taxonomy places the organism in Eukaryota, Viridiplantae, Streptophyta, Magnoliopsida, Malvales, Malvaceae. The record is from RefSeq and is a predicted model, not a curated record.
AAACAUGCAUCAAGCACAAAGCAAAACAUUGAGAGAAUUAACCAAAUAAGAGAUCGAUAGGGUUUUGAUAUUAAAUAUAACUAAAGAGAUGGCAAAGUGGUGUUUUGUGCUUGUUCUUGCUCUAGUAGUGGUUCACGCUAGUGCAAGGAAUGUGCCUAGCGAUGCUGGUCUUAACGACCAAAAGAACUUCCUCACAUAUGGUGGCUUUGGAGGCUACUCUGGAAUUGGAGCAAAUGGCAUGCCACUGGGAGGAGUCGGGAGUGUUGGUGGUAUCACGGGGCUCGAUGGCACAGGUGGACUUGGCGGAUUAGUUGGCAUCGGAUUUGGAGGUGAUGGUGCUGGUGCUGGUGCUGGUGCUGGUGGUGGAAUUGGAGGUGGUGUUGGUGGUGGCAGUGGGACUGGUGUCAUCCCUUUUCCUUGA